AUCUCCACCUUUCACUCUAAAAAUCAUCAAACACUAAUUUUUAACACCAGACACUUUAGAUUUUUGAUGGAAAUUUAAUCAACACUAUUAAUAUUCAUUUGUUUUCUUCCUUCCACAUUUUCCCACUUAUUAACACUACUUUGUGUGGCCUAACAUUACAUAAGAUUUUUAAAAAUUUAUUUCUAUUAGUAAGUUACAAGGUGUAGGAGUGUAUAAUUAGUUAAAAAUGGCAACCUCCACAACCAAUGCAGUCUCACUUUCUUCUUCCUCCGCCCUUGUUGACGCUAAGGCCACUCAUCGCCAAUCGGCUUCCGCCUCGCCGCAAUGUGUAUCCCUUCCUACCCUCCCUCCGCUGCCUGUCCACUCCCAAAACCGCAUCUCCAAGACUACUUCUUACUGCCGAAAGAUUGCUAGGAAUGUUGUUGCCAUGGCAACUGGGGACGCGCCAGCAGCAGCAGUAGCACCCGCAGCAGUAACCCCAACAACAUCGACUGCUGAAGAAGAAGUUCCUGCAGCAGUUGACACAACAGAGCUUUUGAAAACUAUCCAAAAUGCUUGGGACAAAGUCGAAGACAAGUAUGCAGUGAGCUCACUAGCUGUAGCUGGUGGUGUUGCUCUCUGGGGUUCUGCUGGCAUGAUCUCUGCAAUUGACAGACUUCCUUUGUUCCCUGGCAUUUUUGAGCUCGUAGGCAUUGGUUACACGGGGUGGUUUGCAUACCGGAAUUUAGUGUUCAAGCCUGACCGGGAAGCUUUGCUACAAAAAAUCAAGAACGCAUACAAGGAAAUAAUUGGAAGUAGCUAAAAGAAUAUCAACAAGAAGAAAAGUUAGCAGGAAAUUUGGGGAUGUAUGCCCAAGAGAGUUGAACAGAGAUUCUGCAAUUUUUUUUUUGCAUUUGAAAUGGAAAAUCCUACUACUCUUUUGUACUCAUAUUUCUCUAACAUUAAGUAAACUCUUGUAAUUUACCCUCUCUCCCUUGGAUCAUAAGACACACGCACUCUUGUACCUAUAUUCUUCUAAAACCCUUUGCUUUGAGCAUCACAUAAUACCAAUAAUAUUCCAUGCUAUUUUCUUGAGUAA
This is a messenger RNA of Chenopodium quinoa (quinoa), 1078 nucleotides long. RefSeq names its product protein CURVATURE THYLAKOID 1B, chloroplastic-like. The transcript has 6 exons. Gene Ontology annotation, cellular component: thylakoid; chloroplast thylakoid membrane. NCBI's taxonomy places the organism in Eukaryota, Viridiplantae, Streptophyta, Magnoliopsida, Caryophyllales, Amaranthaceae. Bases 227 to 802 code for a protein of 191 amino acids. The record is from RefSeq and is a predicted model, not a curated record.